AUGUAUAGCGAGAUUCAUUUUUGCUUCUUCAUCGUUUUCUUUUGCUUUGACCACCUCCGAAAUCUCGCAAGGUUUGUUCUUUUCACCCUCAGAGCAAAAGGAACAGCUCCAUUAGUAGCAGCAGUUAGAGUAAUGGGUCUAAAUCUCAACCCAAUUCUGCGACAAGAACUGGCUAAUCUCGACAAAGACACAGAGAGCCGUAAAACAGCGAUGAAAGCUCUCAAAUCUUACGUCAAGGACUUAGAUUCAAAGGCUAUUCCAAGUUUCCUAGCACAAGUUUUCGAGACAAAAGAAACCAACUCCUUAUCCGGCGAAUACACAAUCUCUCUCUACGAGAUCCUCGCUCGUGUCCACGGACCAAACAUCGUUCCACAGAUCGAUAUAAUCAUGUCCACAAUCGUCAAGACUUUAGCUUCAAGCGCAGGCUCUUUCCCUCUCCAACAAGCUUGUUCCAAAGUCAUUCCAGCAAUCGCUAGAUACGGAAUUGACCCGACAACGGCUGAAGACAAGAAACGGUUUAUCAUCCACUCUCUAUGUAAGCCUCUCACAGAGUCUCUCUUGGGAUCUCAAGAGAGCCUCACUUCAGGCUCUGCAUUGUGUCUCAAGUCUCUUGUGGAUUGUGACAACUGGAGAUUCGCUUCUGAUGAGAUGGUGAACAAGGUUUGUCAAAACGUGGUCGUUGCGUUGGACUCGAACACGAACCAAACGCAUCUUCAAAUGGGUCUUGUCAUGUCACUCGCUAAGCAUAACCCUUUGAUUGUUGAAGCCUACGCGAGGCUGCUGAUACACACGGGACUGAGGAUCCUGAGGUUUGGUGUAGCUGAAGGAAACUCGCAGAAGAGGUUAUCGGCGGUGCAGAUGUUGAACUUCUUGAUGAAGUGUUUGGACUCGAGAAGCAUUUACUCUGAGGUUGAUUUGAUAAUCAAGGAGAUGGAGAAGUGUCAGUCUGAUCAAAUGGCUUAUGUUAGAGGAGCUGCUUAUGAAGCGAUGAUGACUUCGAAGAGAAUAGCUGGAGAGAUCGAGUCGAAGAUGGAGAAGAAAGGUUGUCGUUCUGUUACCGGUUCGAAUUUCAGCAGAAGAAACUUUGUCAACGCUGCUGAUUCGUCUCCUGAGUAUUCUUUGUCACCUGAGUCACAGACUCUUGGAGGCUCGUUUAGCGGAUAUGAUUCGCCGAUCUCUCAUUCUUGUUGUAGCUCUGAGUUUGAUCAGCGGAGUGUGAAUCGGAAACUAUGGAAGCUUAAUGGAGGGGUUGUUGAUAUCUCUUUGAAGGAUGGUGUUUUCUCUGGAGACAACAACACUGUGUCUGUGUCUGAUUCACCUCUUGUCCCUUAUGAUCAUUGUGAGAAUGGCGGCGAUGAAUUCGAAGGGUUUCCAAUGGGAAGUAUGAGGAACAGUCGGAUGCAAAACACUGUACAGAGAGAGCGUUGUUCACGGAUCAGUGCUGAAGAUUUCAACAUUUUCAGCACACCAAGGAAGCUAAUCAGUUCUCUUCAAGAUUCUGAUGAUCUGGAGUUGUUAGAUCAUUCAGUCAAUCAAAGUCCAGUACGUUCUCGCCAGAACAGUAAACUCAGAAAGCAAUAUCCGGCAGAAACAAUGUCGUCAUCAUCAACUGUCAUAAUUAGUGAAGAAACAGCACCUCAAACGCAGAUGCUAAUGUGUGAGAAGAAGAAGAAGAAGACGAGCUAUAUUAAACUCGUUAUGGCGAUAUGUUUUAUUGCGGUGGUGCUCUUUACAAGUGCGAUGAUGUUGAUGGAGAAUCAAGAUGAUGGUUACUACAACACUGUGCCAACAUGA
Messenger RNA from Microthlaspi erraticum, 1794 nucleotides. The record is from the annotation of a GenBank genome assembly. Lineage: Eukaryota; Viridiplantae; Streptophyta; Magnoliopsida; Brassicales; Brassicaceae.